Mixia osmundae IAM 14324 is the source of this 835-nucleotide messenger RNA. RefSeq lists its product as uncharacterized. The transcript is spliced from 9 exons. Lineage: Eukaryota; Fungi; Basidiomycota; Mixiomycetes; Mixiales; Mixiaceae. The record is from RefSeq and is a predicted model, not a curated record. Bases 13 to 771 code for a protein of 252 amino acids.
AUCAUCGACAAGAUGGCGACUUCAGACUGGGUCAUUCGCUCAGUAGCGCCGGGCGUGACCAUUUUCUCCAAGCCGUUUGCAAGAGGUGGCUUCGUGCCUAUCGGAGGCAGAUCGACCGCUAUCAAGCUCGCUUCGGGCAAUGUCUUUCUGUUCGCUUCGACGCCUUACAAUGAAGAAUCACGCCAGGCUAUCGAAGACAUGGCCACGUCCAGCGACUCGAAACAGACAGGCACCGUCAAAUGGGUUCUCGCGCCCGACUCUGUGCAUACCAUGUUUACGAAACAAUGGCAAGAAGCGUACCCUGAUGCCAAGAUCUACGGAUGUGAGGAUUCGGCGAAGAACAAGGAGAUCAAGUGGACCAAGAUCUUUACAAAGGAGAAUCCCAAUCCAUUUGCAGAGGACGAGGAAUUGAGCAAGGAGAUCAAAUCCGAGUAUUUCUCGGGCUUCGUCAAUCAGGAUAUUGCUGUGCUUCAUAUGCCAUCAAAGACCUUAGUCGUUGCAGAUCUGCUCAUGAAUCUGCCCGCGACGGAGCAAUACAGCAAGUCGAACAAGAGCGCAUGGGGCUUCACCGGCUACAUGAACCCUUUCUCUGGUCUGCACAAGACCUUUGUCUCUGGACCAGGUGCAAAAGACAAAGACAGCAUGGCAGCGAGCGCCAAAGUCGUCAACGCAUGGGAUUUUACCCGCAUCAUCCCUUGUCAUGGAGACGUUCUGGAGGGAAAUGGAAGGGCAGCUUGGAGUUCUGCCUACUCAAAGCUACUGAAACCUUGAUCCGCGCACGGUACUGCAGUCUUUGUCACUUAUACCACCUGCAUUGCAUGUGUUGUCGCCUCCC